Molecule: messenger RNA, 648 nt
Organism: Necator americanus (New World hookworm)
Lineage: Eukaryota; Metazoa; Nematoda; Chromadorea; Rhabditida; Ancylostomatidae
Exons: 6
Coding region: 1-648 (215 amino acids)
Biological process (GO): proton transmembrane transport
Cellular component (GO): membrane; proton-transporting two-sector ATPase complex, proton-transporting domain
Molecular function (GO): proton transmembrane transporter activity
Source: RefSeq, a predicted model, not a curated record
AUGGCCGCUGGAGCCAUUUUAAAGACGACGGGAGCCGUCAUAACGAUCGCUGUGGCCAUUUUCAUCGGCACAGGUCUGUACUAUAUGCUGACAGGCCAAGGGCACAGAUUUGAUAUUGGAUGGUUCCUGACUGAAACAUCACCUCAUAUGUGGGCCGGUUUGGGUAUCGGGUUCUCACUAUCAUUGUCAGUACUGGGCGCUGGAUGGGGUAUCUUCACCACUGGUUCGUCUAUUCUUGGUGGUGGAGUCAAGGCUCCGCGUAUUCGAACAAAAAACUUGGUUUCUAUUAUUUUCUGUGAAGCUGUGGCUAUUUUCGGGAUUAUUAUGGCAUUCGUGUUUGUAGGGAAAAUGGCGGAUUUCCGACGUGAGGAUUUAGAUUUGUCCCAACCUAGUCAACAAGCUAUUUUGGCUCGCAAUUUGGCCGCUGGAUACAUGAUCUUUGGCGGUGGUCUUACCGUUGGAUUCAGCAACCUCGUAUGUGGUUUGGCUGUGGGAAUAGUUGGAUCUGGUGCAGCCAUUGCCGAUGCUGCUAACCCGGCGUUGUUCGUGAAGAUUUUGAUUAUCGAAAUUUUCGCCUCUGCUAUUGGUCUAUUCGGAAUGAUUAUUGGUAUUGUACAGACGAAUAAAGCAACGAUGGGAAAUAAGUAA